Molecule: messenger RNA, 2953 nt
Organism: Fundulus heteroclitus (mummichog)
Lineage: Eukaryota; Metazoa; Chordata; Actinopteri; Cyprinodontiformes; Fundulidae
Gene: mpeg1.1
Product: macrophage expressed 1, tandem duplicate 1
Exons: 2
Coding region: 333-2444 (703 amino acids)
Biological process (GO): defense response to bacterium
Source: RefSeq, a predicted model, not a curated record
CUUCUCUGGCAUAACUGAUAGAAAACACAUCAUCUAAUUCUGACAAAAUGCAACUCUUUUAGGAUCAAUGUUCUUUUAGUCACUGACAUAUGAGAAAUAACUAAUGCCUGCAAAAGUAUGAAGUAUUGGCUUUAAAUCUGACCAGGAUUUAAUUUUUUGUUGUAUUUAUCAGUACAUGAAAAUCAAAAAGAGGCAUUAGAAAUGCAACUGAAAGCAAACCAGAACCCUUUCUUUGGGCUUCCUGUUUGUCAUAUGAUUAUUCAAAUUAGAGGCAGGACUUGGCUUGAACUUUAUAUUGAGUUGAUUCAGUUUUCACUUCAGAAAGAGGCAUCAUGAAGUCAGCCCUGACACUCCUGGCUGCUCUCACUCUUUUUCAAAUCUGCUCCUCUGGUCCCGUGAGGCGUCCGACCAACUGGCUCAGACAAUGCCGGGCUUCCAGCAACAUUUCCCUCACAGCCCUGGAAGUCCUGCCUGGAGGAGGCUGGGACAACCUGCGCAACAUGGACAUGGGCCGAGUGAUGAACCUCAGCUACUUCGACUGCCAAACCACUGAGGACGGGCUCUACCUCAUCCCAGACGAGGUGUUUGUCAUCCCUCGGAAGGAGACAGGCGUGGAGACCAACUCAGAGAUCAUCGGCUCCUGGCUGGAGCAGAAAAGCACAACAUCAAGCUCUAUAAACGCCGACGUGUCGUUCUUUUCAGUGCUGAACGGCAAGUUUUCGACAGAGCACACAAGGAUGAAAUCACAUCAGGUCAAAGAUUCUUCAACUACAGCCAGAGUACAGGUUCGCAACUUCCUCUACACAGUUAAAGCUUACCCUGACUUCACGUUGGACUCCCGCUUUGCGCAGCAAGUCCAACUUAUAGCGGAUGCGAUUGAAAACAACCAAACGAGGAACGCAGACUAUCUCUGUGAGAAGAUGGUGCUGGACUAUGGAACCCAUGUUAUCACCAGCGUAGAUGCCGGGGCUUCUUUGGUGCAGGAAGACUACCUCCGUUCCUCUUAUGUGUCCGACAGCUCUUCAGAUAGCUCCACUGUAAAAGCCCAGGCUGGAUUAAACUUUUUUGACAAACUCAAAUUUGACAUAAGCAGCCAGUCUAGCCAGCAAAGCUCAUUGCUUAAAACAUAUCAGUCCAACAUUCAAUACUCCCUCAUCCAGAGCCAUGGAGGCAUACCUUUUUAUCCUGGGAUCACUUUGCAGAAGUGGCAAGAAAAUACCAGGAAUAACCUGGUCGCCAUUGACCGUUCUGGAUUUCCAAUCAACUACUUUAUAAACUCAAACAUGUUCCCUGUUCUGCCACAACCCACCGUUGGUAAAGUGGCUCACACAGUGAGUAAGGCAAUAGAUCGUUACUACAAGAUCAACACCCGCCCUGGUUGUGUGGACAUGCGCUCCACGAACUUCAACUUUCAGGCUAAUGUUGAUGAUAAUUCAUGUGAGGGCCCAGCCACCAACCUUAGUUUCGGAGGAGUGUACACAGAGUGUACAAAGCUUAGCCAGGAUGCAGAUCCUCUUUGCGAAGCAUUGGCCCAGAAAAACAUUGCAACAGGUGACUUCUCCUGCCGCUGGCCUUACUCCUCGACUUUACUGAGAUCAGAAGUGAGACAGCAGGGUUACACAGAGAAUCACUGCUAUGAAGUCAGGCAUUCGUGUGGCUUCUUGGGGUUGUCCCAUUGUUAUCGCACAGACUGUGAAAAUGUGUAUAGAGUGCAAGUUGCUCGCGUAAAUACCUACUGGUGCUCUGUGAACGGACAAGCUCCAGAAAAAUCAGGGUAUUUGUUUGGAGGAAUCUACGGCACCUCCUUUCAGAACCCCAUCACCAAGUCCAAGAGCUGCCCUCAAAGCUUUACCCCAGUAAAGUUCCUAUCAGAUGGCCAAAUGAUCUGUGUGAGUAACGACUAUGAGAUCGGCACCAAGUACUCCGUGCCAUUCGGAGGCCUCUUCAGCUGUGAGGCUAGUAAUCCGCUGGCAAAAUACCAACACAGAUGCCCUCCUAAAUUCAGCCAACAUCUCGCUACAGUCAGCGAUGGCUGUGAAAUUCUUUACUGUGUCCAGUCUGGACUGUUCACGGGGGGCGAUCUGCAACCGAUCCAUCUCCCACCCUUCACCAAGUCUCCUCUUGUCAGCAUGCAAGCCACCAACACGGUGAUGGUGUUGACUGAAGGAGAACAGAGCUGGGUCAGGGUGGGGCCCACUAAAGCGUGGAAACUUGUCAAACCAGAGGAAAUCCCUGAACUUGUUCGAAAGUUCAACCCAGACCUGAAUCAGAUGUCGAGCGGGGAGAAGGCAGGAGUGGCAUUUGGAGUGAUGGGUUUGAUAGCGCUGGUGGUCAUAGUGGCAGUGGUUAUUAGGAGGAGGAGGAGGUACUCUGGAUUCAGGUCAGGCGAGUAUCAGGAAAUAGGCGAACAGGUAGAGACGGAGAUGCCCUCUGAGGAGGCUUAAAAUCAUGUUGGAUGGCUUUAGAUGUAGCUUCUGAUUGCCUUGUUAAAGUUAUUUUUCAAAUUCUUUUAUGAAACAGCAUACACAGCUUUUGUAUUAUAAAACUUAGAUGAGCACUUCAUUUAAGGAAGUGGUGACGUGAUGGAAAUCUGUAUUUUGGAACUGCAGAAAGCAAAACUGAUUUUCAAUCUCCUGAAAGCACUCCUGCUGCCCCCGUGUGGCCUAGAUGUGCAUGGCCAAGUCAUAUUUUUACGGCAUAUGUUUAUCCAUUAGUCACCUUUCUAUGCUUUGACACUGUAUUUAGUUUGAAUUCUACAUGUAAAAUAUUUUAUAAAACUGCAUUAAAGAAUUAAUGGACACUUUGAUAUGUGCCAUUUUUGUAUACUGCUAAUUACAACUGAGAAGGCUUUUUUUUUAACUUGUACUAUAGUUGACUUCGUAGCAAUAAAAAUAAAAUAUGAAUUAUAAAAAUAUUAGUGUCUGUUUUUCCAUGUUUUACUCAUCCAUGUUAU